Messenger RNA from Meloidogyne enterolobii, 273 nucleotides. The record is from the annotation of a GenBank genome assembly. NCBI's taxonomy places the organism in Eukaryota, Metazoa, Nematoda, Chromadorea, Rhabditida, Meloidogynidae.
UUAUUGGCAAAAUGUGUUAUUGGUAAAAUAUGUGGGAGCCCUCUCCAUCAUGAGGACCACCACCAACAAACUCAUGUGUGUCAGUAGACGACGAGCAGUUCUUUCUUUUUCCUUUUCCCCCUUCCUUUCUUCCUUCUUUUUGCCCGUUGUCAUCAGCGCCUCCAUCCAUCGAGCGACGACGACAUUGUCGGCCUUGCUCGACAGCCACCACCACACCAAACGUGAAGAACUCUUUCCUCUCUCCCAGCUGCUGCUAAAAAUAUAGCCUUCUUC